AGGGAAAAAAGGGUUGUGAAACGGAUCUGGUCUGGAUCCUGCUGGGAUUCCGGCUCGGAGAAGAUGUUUACUUCUUGUGUCUAGGCUAAGAGAGAGACCCAUAUUCUUUUCCAAAAGAAAAAAAAAAUGAUUUUAUGCAAUUGGGGGGGGAAGUGAAGAUGCUUUAAAUUUUUCUUCCCUUUUUCUGUCUGAAUACUUCCACUAACUUUUGAUCUCCGGAGAAAAACAAACUUGGGUGUUGAGAGGUAUCAUGGGCAGCUUCAGAGGCCACGCUCUCCCUGGGACCUUCUUCCUUGUAGCCGGGAUUUGGUGGACGGUAAAGUACUCGAUUUGGCAUGCCACACGCAGGAACAAGGGCAUCGGUUCUACUCGUCUGGCCAGCAGAGCCUCACAGAGACGGCUGGAAAUCAUUGAGAGCUCAGUCAUACUCUUUUUCUCCCUUGUUGGGAUGUUGGCAGAACAGUUUGGAUCAGGUGGACCGAAGCUUCAGUUGUACGACUUCGUAGAGAAACACUGGGACCAUCUGCACAGCUGGCACCACGCCACCAUGUACUUGUUCUUUGGGCUCUUUGCAACUGUGUCUCUGAUUAUCCACACCACAGAAGCGGCGCCACUGGCACUGGAUCGGUUAAUGCUGGCUAUUGCUUUCUUUAAUGAAGGAUUUCUUUUUCUUUACCACCUCCAUGGCAGGAGCAUGCUGGAUGUCCACGUGCAUCUGCUCCUUCUGUACGCGGUCUUUGGAGAGACUCUUGUUGCCUUCCUGGAGAUCUUUCACCGAGGCAACAUCAUUCUGGAGCUGCUGCGGUGCACGCUCACGGUGGUUCAGGGCACCUGGUUCUGGGAGGUUGGUUUUGUGCUGUACCCGCCACGCGGCCCCGAGUGGGACUUGAAAGAUCCCAACAAUAUGAUGUUCAUUACCAUGUGUUACUCCUGGCACCUCGCCUUUGCCAUGCUUAUAGUGAGCGUGCUCUAUUGCAUCGUCAGCUGUGCGGUUCACUCCAGACUGAAGAAGACUCCUCCAGUGGAAAUGGGACUUCUGAAGGCAAGAGAGCGAGAUCCAGAGUCUGAGGAUGAGCUUAUGUGAGGAAGACUGUUGUGCAUCUACGUUGUGGCUCAUGAACAUUAUAGAACAAUCAGGGAUAAAACGCUCAAAUUUCCAGGAGCAGAAUAAGAAGCAAGGCACACAGAUGUGGAAACUGAUGUGGAUACGGAACCUUCACCUUAGAAAUGCAUCUCUACCUCUGCCUUAAUUAACCAGCUGUACAACCUUUUAAACAUACUUUUGUUAUUACCUCCACCAGAGAAGCUUUAUGAUUUGUUCAGUUUAUUUUUCAGCAGGAUUAUUGGACAGAUUUGCAUGAAACUCUUGUGGCUUGGCAAAAUUUGUGACUGUAUAUUAAAAACUAUAAAAAUAUGUGCAUUGCUAUCUGGAUCCAGAAGGUUUUGAAUCAUUUACCAUUGCAAGAGAACAAGACUGGAUGUUUCACAACAUCACAGCUACAAAAUACAGUUUUAAUAAUAAAUAUAAGGAGAUGACAUCUUUUGUGAAAAUAUAAAUUAAUCUGGAUCCAGAGAGUAGGUUCAUGCAAGGUUUGGAGGGGAUUACCUACCUUAGUGGAGGUAUGCAGUCACAAGCUGCUCUUAUUUAUUUUACAGCAAUAUAAUUUUCAUAUACUCUGUCAUAUCUUUGUUACUAAUUUGCACAUACAGUAUAAAUGAAAAGCUUUUAAUGGAUUUCAUGCUUUACUUUUGACUUGCUUAACUUUUUCCACAGUUUUAUAUUCAGUAGUACUAUUUUGUGGUGAAAAUGUCACUGCAUCAUCAUGUGUAUUACUUGAAAGCACUUGUUGUACAUUUUAUAUUGUUUCAUGUUAGCAAGUGACUCAGACCAAAUGUCAAACUAUAAAAAGAAAAAUAAAUUUGUUCAAACAGUAAAAAA
This is a messenger RNA of Oreochromis niloticus (Nile tilapia), 1939 nucleotides long. It is a transcript of the gene tmem45a, whose product is annotated as transmembrane protein 45a. The record is from RefSeq and is a predicted model, not a curated record. Lineage: Eukaryota; Metazoa; Chordata; Actinopteri; Cichliformes; Cichlidae. The coding region runs from base 251 to 1084 and encodes 277 amino acids. The transcript has 6 exons.